Cuscuta campestris is the source of this 1594-nucleotide messenger RNA. The record is from the annotation of a GenBank genome assembly. Lineage: Eukaryota; Viridiplantae; Streptophyta; Magnoliopsida; Solanales; Convolvulaceae.
CCCCUAAUUUGUUCUGGAUAUACCAUGGCGGCACGACGGUGAAGCCAAGGGAAACGAUCGCAAAUUACCAUGGCGGCACUCUCCCAAAAUUCCCAGAAAUGGCUACGCUCAAUCAGUAAGAUAGUUCUCGAUUUCAUUAGAAAUCGCAUUUUAAGGGAGUAAUAUUGGUUCAUUCGCUCAGAUCAAACCUUAUCUGCUCAUUGGCCAAAUUGGUAGCUGCAUUUCAGAUCUGCACUCCCAUAUACUCCACUGCUUCACCUCAAUUUCUCCCAAGUUGCUGGGUGAAGCAGUAUACUUCUCUACAGGAGAAAUCCAAACACAAUGUCAACAGAUGGGGGUGAUAACCACAUUGAUUCAGAGAAUCACAUAGUGGAUGAUAUGGGAUUUCAGAAUCAACACAGUAACAUAACUGAUAAGGAUGAAUCAGGUCUUGCUAAAGAGAAUCCUUUGCACAAUAUUGACCAGUUUAGAAGUGAUGGCAGCGAUGAUCUCAUAAAAAUGGUUGUAGAUCUUAAUUUCCAGAAUGAUUAUUUAAAGUCUCAAAUUUUGGGGUUGAAAGACGCCAAUCUAAGUUCUGCUCCGGGCCAAUUAAAUUAUAUAAUGAAGCACGAUGAUGGCUCAAAUGCUAAUGGCAGAGAGUUUCAUGAAAAGUUGAAACAUUUGGAAAAACAGCUUUUAGAGGAAAGGCAAACCAGGAGUGCCGCAGAGGAAGCUGUCAAGCACCUUCAAACUGUGUACUUAGAAGCUGACACGAAGGUCCAAGAGCUUUCAAAUAAACUUACUGAAGCCCAACAGAAGAUGGAUAAAGAACUAAAAGACCGUGAUGAGAAAUAUUCUGAGCUUGACUCCAAGUUCAACAGGCUUCACAAGCGAGCUAAGCAGCGCAUUCAAGAUGUUCAGAAGGAGAAAGAAGAUCUUGAGGCUCAGUUUCGUGAUGUCAAUGAGAAAGCUGAAAGUGCUUCUUCACAAUUGUCAGCACUGCAGCUAGAACUGGAGCGCAGUAGACAGCAAGCUCAGGAUGCACUUAAAGCAAUGGAUAUGGAGAGGCAACAAUUACGAAGUGCAAACAAUAAGUACUUUCUCGUUAACUCUUGAAACACUGUCCACCUAUGAGUGGUUCUGACAACUGCACACUCUGAUGCUUGUGUGUAUCUUCAGACAAGAAUUGCCAUAGAGGGAAGUACUAGUAAUAAGUUUGUUGGAUGUGUGGGUAGGAGGGUAGACUGGGGACAUAUGUAGCCUGUGUGCCUUCAGUUUUCAUAAACUUUUUUAUCUCUAAUGCACAUGUGAUGUAUUUGAGAUUUUGAUGUUUGUAGGUGUAAAUUCAAAUGUCACGUGUUUAUCUCAACUUUUAUACUGUAUUUUUUAGGUCAAUGUUAUUUUUAAUAGUUCACUCAAGGAAAGAUAAAACAAAAUUUGAAAGGUUUGUUGGAAAGAGAUGAAAUGAUGCUCUCUUCCAAAUAAAUCAGUUCACCAUCAUGUUACAAUUGAAGAAUUUCACAAUGUCAAGUAGAACCACUGUUCUCUAGACUUCAAGCAAAAUGAAGAAUGAAGCUAUAGAGAUGAAAGACAGUAAUGAAUUGGAGAUUGUGCU